Messenger RNA from Camellia sinensis, 1271 nucleotides. NCBI's taxonomy places the organism in Eukaryota, Viridiplantae, Streptophyta, Magnoliopsida, Ericales, Theaceae. The record is from RefSeq and is a predicted model, not a curated record.
UUUAGCUAGGUUUGCCGAAUUGGAGACCCAAAUAGCCCUCUAAAAAAAAAUUAAUAAAGUCUCUUCAAUCUUCUCUUUCCUCGCUUUCUGCUCUCUCUACUCUCUCUCUCUUACUGGUACAACAAUGGAAGCAUCGUCUAGAACCAAAUCGAACCGGCCGGUCCUUCACAGCACCUUCCAAAGGUCAGUCUCGCCGUCAGGCCGGUUUUGCUCUUCGUCAAUCUCAUCUUCUUCGUCAGCUUUCGCUUCUCGACCGGCCGGUUUUUUCACCCGAUCCGCGUCCCCCACUCGAGUCAACCUCCGCGGAUCCGGUUCAUCCUCGCCGUCCGUUCGAUUCUCGAUCGACCGUCCGACCUCUCCUAGCCGUUCGAUCUCCGUGAACCAGAAACAGAGCAAUAAACCGUUUUCCGGCCAGAAAAAGACGUGUAUGUGUUCUCCGACGAACCAUCCAGGCUCGUUCCGGUGUAGUCUCCACAAAAACGUGAACAAUCGUGCUCAAACGGUGUCGUAUCAUUCGAAUCGGCUGAACUCUCGGAGAUCGGCGAUGACGAACUCACUGGUGAGGAUCGGGACUGUGGAGGGAGACUUGGUGAAGAGAGCUUUGGCGGCUUUGAUUCGGCCUUCGUCGCAUCAGCAGAGAAGGAGAGCCGAUUUUCAACCUAGGCCGAGUCGGCUUUCGAUUAUGUCCAAAGCCGAAGAUUCAUGAUUUUUUUUUUUGUGUGUGGAGCGCUGUGGUCCUGUACAGUUGGAUCAGUUUUGUGGAUCCAAAUUCUGUAUUUUUUGAGAUUUUGAGACCUUAAAAGAGCAGACAACUUUAAUCUAAUCAAAUAUUUUAAUCUAAAAUUAAAAUUUAACCAAUUCAAACCUAAUAAUCAGUAUUUUCUUUUGUUUUUUUGGGGUGAGAUUGGUGAUGUGUGUCGUGAUUUUGCAGAGCGAUUGUGCAAUUUUCUGUGGAUGAUUGUGUGGUUGGCAUUUGUGGUGUGCAAGGUAGACCAGUGUCCAGUGUUUCGUGUGUGGUGUCUUGACGUUGUCCGUAGUGAAGAAUCGUGUGAGUUGUGAUAAUUGGAAAUGAUGGGUGAUUGAGGAUCUUUGGAGAAUUUGCUUGCUUGAGAAAGAAGAAUUGAGAACUUGAAGAAAAGUGCCUGAAUGAAUCUGUGGGUGGUGUCGUGGUUACCUGGAUUGGUUGGAUUUGGCGACGGUUGAACUUGAAGCCCAUUGAAAUUGACAUUAAACCUAACCAAAAAAAGUAAAAAACAAAAAAUAAUAAAUAA